AUGGCUGCAACACUUGUUAAGCCACCAAAUUCAACUUAUACAUUUUCAAGCCAACCUAAAGCAGUUCAACAACAACAAGGACAACGACAAAAAUUUCGACAACCACUUGUUAAUCCAUCAGAUGAAACAAAUGUAUAUGGAAAUUUAAUGUAUGAUCGUCGUGUUAUUCGUGGUAACACUUAUGCUCUUCAUACACUUCCCGCACAUGCACAACCAGAUCCAAUUGAAGUUCAACGACAACAAGAAGCUAAACGACGUGCUUUAGCAAGACGUAAGGCUCGAGAACAAAUUCGAACGAGAACACCUGAUCCUGUACAUAAUCGAAAAAAUAUUGAUGUACAAACAGAACUUUAUCUUGAAGAACUCAGUGAUCGAAUCGAAGAAGCUGAUGUUGAUGUUCAAACAGAUGCUUUUCUUGAUCGACCACCAUCACCUCUAUUUAUUCCACAAUCAACUGGCAAAGAUAUAUCUACUCAAAUUGAAGCAGGCGAUUUAUUUGAUUUUGAUAUUGAAGUUAAACCAAUUGUUGAAACAUUAGUUGGUAAAACAAUUGAACAAGCAUUAAUUGAAGUUGCUGAAGAAGAAGAAUUAGCUGAAAUUCGUGAACAACAACGAGAAUAUGAAGAAAUACGUAAUGCUGAAUUAAUUGAAUUACAACGAUUAGAAGAACAAGAAAGACGUUUAAGAGCUGAAAAAGAUCGUCGAAUGAAACAAGCGCAAGAAGCAGUUCGAUCAGAACAAGAUGUUGCACAAAAAAUAGCUGCUAGAGCUUUUGCUAAAGCUUAUUUACAAGAUCUUGUACCAAGUGUAUUUAACAACUUAAGAGAAAAUGGAUACUUUUAUGAUCCUGUUGAACAUGAAAUUGAAACAUCAUUUAUGCCAUGGUUAAUGGAUAGAACAAUGACACAAGUUAAUCAAUUAGUUCUUGGACGAACUAUUCUUGAUUCGAUUAUUCGAGAUGUUGUUAAUCAACGAAUCGAUAAUUAUGAAAAAUUAGCCGAAGCACUUAUACAAGUAGUUGAAGGUGGUGUUGAUAUGGGAACAUCAACAGGUGAUGUUUUACAUGAUUUAGAACAAAAUAUUGAACAACCUGAAUCAGGUACUGGAGAAUUAAUUGUCACCAUGGAAAAUAAUACAAAUGAUGGAGUAGAAACCAAUGCCUUACUAAGUGAUGAAGCUGUUGACGAACGUGAAGAAGACCCAACAAACGCUGAUGAAGAUGCUGGUGGUGAACAGUGA
This is a messenger RNA of Rotaria sp. Silwood1, 1239 nucleotides long. The record is from the annotation of a GenBank genome assembly. Lineage: Eukaryota; Metazoa; Rotifera; Eurotatoria; Philodinida; Philodinidae.